Messenger RNA from Acanthopagrus latus (yellowfin seabream), 1943 nucleotides. Its product is annotated as protein kinase C and casein kinase II substrate protein 3-like. The record is from RefSeq and is a predicted model, not a curated record. NCBI's taxonomy places the organism in Eukaryota, Metazoa, Chordata, Actinopteri, Spariformes, Sparidae. Gene Ontology annotation, biological process: plasma membrane tubulation; regulation of endocytosis; cytoskeleton organization. Gene Ontology annotation, molecular function: protein binding; phospholipid binding. Bases 254 to 1423 code for a protein of 389 amino acids. The transcript has 10 exons. Gene Ontology annotation, cellular component: plasma membrane; cytoplasm; endosome.
CCACUUUCAGAUCAACAACGCAUGUGUGUGUAACUUUAACUGCCAGGGGAAAAUUGGGUCAGAGAGAGGGAGAGGAGCAUGUGUUAGAGGAGGAGAGGCACACAGGGAUAGAGAGAGAGAGAGAGAGAGAGGGGGAGAGAGGGAGACGGACAGAGAAAUGGAGAGAAAAUCCUCAGCGAGCCCUUGAACUACAGUAACAAGUGGUCACUUGAGUAAUCACUGGUGAUUCAGAGAGAAAUAAACCUUCCCAAAAAUGGCGAGUCUUCCAAAAGAGCCGCCCGAGGAUGCCAAGAAACAGAGCUUCUGGAUGCCGGGGAAUUAUGUGCGCACGGUGCACCGGACCGAUCAGUCCUUCCAGGCCUGCAACGACAUCGUGGCUUGCUUCAUGGAGAGGGCAAAGGUGGAGAAACAGUACGCCCAGCAGCUCAGCCAGUGGAGCAGCAAGUGGAAGUCCAUAGUGGAUUCUAGGCCGCUUUACGGCUCCCUCAUGCGGGCGUGGCAGUGUUUCUUCACCUCCACGGAGCGCCUGUCCGACCUCCACUCCACCAUCUCCCAGUCACUCGUCGCAGAGGAAGGGGACCGGGUGAAGACCUGGCAGAAGGAGACCUUUCCCAAGAAAAUCUUCUGCGGGUUCAGAGAGAGCUAUGACAACAACACGAGUUUCUCCCAUGCGCAGAAACCCUGGUCCAAAAAGCUGAUGAAGCUGGAGAAGGCUCGAGUUGCUUAUCACAAGUCCUGUCAGAGGGAGCAAGCGGCGCUGGAUAAAGAGAAGCAAGCGAACGAAAACACUGAGAUGAGUCCAGAAAAGAAGCAGAAAUUCACAGAUGCCAAAGGGAAGGCCACGGAGGAGAAAGAGAAGCACAGAGAGCACUAUGAGAAAACCCUCGAGGAUGUGACGUCCUACACGCCUCGCUACAUGGAGGAGAUGGAGGCCAUUUUUGAGAAGUCGCAGGAGGAGGAGAGGAAGAGGAUCAGUUUCCUGAAGCAGGCCUUCCUCUCCAUCCACAGACAUCUUGACGUCACCAACAAUGAGAGUGUGAAGGCAGUGUACAGUGAGCUCCACCACACUCUGAUGUCCAUCAGUGAUCAAGAUGAUCUCAAAUGGUGGAAGAACAACCAUGGUCCUGGCAUGCCCACCGACUGGCCAAAGAUUGAGGAAUGGGUCCCGCCAGUGAAAAAGCUAAACAGAAAGAAGAGAGACCAGAAAAGAAAAGGGAGCCAACCUGUGAUGAUCGGGGGUGUGAAGGUGCGAGCUCUGUACGACUAUGUGGGAGAGGAGGGUGAUGAGCUGUCCUUUAAAGCAGGUGAAGUUUUCAAGAAGGUGGAGGAGGAGGACGACCAGGGUUGGUGUCGAGGAGUCCUGAGCGGAGGAAAGGAGGGCUUCUACCCAGCUAACUAUGUUGAAGUUGUCGAAGCCGUCUGAUAUACCGUGUCCUAGACGUGUUUCUCACGAGGACUUAGAAGUCAGAUCUUUUUGAAAAUAACAAUUAUUACUAUAUGUUGUCACACUGAUCUUGAGUUAAUGUCAGAUACAAUCUGUUCCCAGCCAUUUGUGAAAUGUAAAAAUUGUUAAGGCCUUAAUAUUCUAACCCACGUGGUUUGAGUGCUUCUGCAGUAUGAAUUAACUUAUCAAAGACUAGAAUGUACUGUUUGUGCAGGAGCUAUAUGUGUGUAUGUGUGAGUGUGUACGUGCGAUGCACCCAUGUGUGCACGUUAAGAUGAAACAAAAGAGAACAGGAGAAGAUAUUUAUUUACUGCCAUCAUGUCUGAGUCAUUAGGUCGCUUUAAUAAAGAAAGAUAACAGUGACCCAAGCACAGGUUUACAAGGAUGUGUGCACACAAGGUUAAUGUUUACUUAAUAAGUAUCAUGUAGAAGCACGCAGAAGUUACUUUGACUGAAGGAAUGGAUUUUCAAAAUAAAAGUGAGAUUGUUUCGCCUCUUA